UAUAUAAAUUUUUUCCUUUUUUGUCAAUAUAUAUAUAUAUAUAUAUAUAUUAUACGUUAUUUCUUUCUUGUUUACCCAAAAAAAAAAAAAAAAAACACUAUCUUCAUGGGAACUGUCAUCGACUCCCAUUUCUUGGGCCUCACCGCCAUUGUCACGGUGGGUUAUCAAUUAAUCUUCUUCAUAAUCACUGCUCUUCUCAAAUUCGACAAAGUCACUGACUUCGCCGGAAGCACCAAUUUUGUUAUACUUGCUUUGUUGACUCUGAUAGUCAAGGGUUCAUGGCAUUUUAGACAGAUAGUUUUGAGUUUACUUGUGGUAGUAUGGGGUCUUCGCCUGGCACUUUUUCUCCUAAUGAGGAUUUUACAAUGGGGGGAGGAUAGACGCUUUGAUGAAAUGCGCUCAAAUUUGGGAAAGUUGGCUGUCUUCUGGAUAUUUCAGGCUGUCUGGGUGUGGACUGUGAGUUUACCUGUGACUGUGGUCAAUGCUAGCAACAGAAAACCAUCACUGCAGGUUGAGGACAUAAUUGGGUGGAUCAUAUGGUGUGUAGGUUUUGCAGCUGAGGCUAUAGCUGAUCAGGACAAGCUGACAUUUAAAAACAUUCCAGAAAAUAGAGGGAAGUGGUGCAAUGUUGGAUUAUGGAAAUACACACGUCAUCCAAAUUAUUUUGGUGAGAUUCUCCUGUGGUGGGGGAUUUUUGUGGCUUCCACACCUGUACUGGAUGGUGCAGAGUGGCUUGUAAUCUUCGGACCAAUCUUUCUCACAUUGUUGCUUCUCUUUGUCAGUGGCAUACCAUUACUUGAGGAAUCUGCGGAUAAGAAGUAUGGGAACAUGGAUGCAUAUAGGCAGUAUAAGAGAACAACUAGCCCUCUUGUUCCGCUGCCCCCAGUGCUGUAUGGGAACUUGCCAUUGUGGUUCAAGAAAGCUUUUCUCUUUGAGUUCCCGUUAUACAGUCGUCAUCUUCCACAAGAAGGUACAUACUGGCAUUUAUGAUGUGUGCAAGGUAUAGAACAAACCGGGGAGAAAGCGGCGAUGGAUUGAAGAUGAGUUAGUGAUUGAUUCUUUUAUGAUACUGUAAAUUCCCAACUAUUGGUAAUCUGUCAUUAUUAUUCCUUUAAGUCUCCAACUGUUACCAGUUUGUGAUAUAAGUAUUACAGUAUUUCUGGUUUUCUUGUUGUUCUUGGGAUGAAUUUUAUUUUAAUUAGAAUGAAUUUGCCACAGGAUUUUAUUUC
This is a messenger RNA of Ziziphus jujuba (common jujube), 1229 nucleotides long. RefSeq lists its product as uncharacterized. Gene Ontology annotation, cellular component: membrane. Gene Ontology annotation, molecular function: oxidoreductase activity, acting on the CH-CH group of donors. NCBI's taxonomy places the organism in Eukaryota, Viridiplantae, Streptophyta, Magnoliopsida, Rosales, Rhamnaceae. The record is from RefSeq and is a predicted model, not a curated record. Bases 106 to 990 code for a protein of 294 amino acids. The transcript has 10 exons. Gene Ontology annotation, biological process: lipid metabolic process.